AGUAGCGUCGCAGUUAACAAACGCCAAAGGUUCGAAAGGAAACGAAAGGAGAACACAAAAUGGUUCCUUCGUCCGUACCACCUCUCAUCGUUCCCAAUUCGCAACUUUAGGGUUUUCUACGAACCCCGCCAUUGGCAAUUUCUUCGAAGAACAAGCUCCUUCUUCGCUUGACAUUUCAAUCGAUUUGAAAAAUGGAUGGACCAACUGGCCGAGGUAGUGGAACAGGUGUAGACAUGUUUCUGCCAAAUUAUAAGCUGGGAAAAACACUUGGCAUUGGGUCCUUUGGCAAAGUGAAAAUAGCAGAGCAUGUUUUGACGGGCCAUAAAGUUGCCAUAAAGAUUCUUAACCGCCGCAAGAUUAAGAACAUGGAAAUGGAAGAAAAAGUAAGAAGAGAAAUAAAAAUUCUGAGAUUGUUCAUGCAUCCUCACAUCAUCCGUCUUUAUGAAGUCAUAGAAACGCCAACAGACAUAUAUGUUGUUAUGGAAUAUGUAAAAUCAGGAGAACUAUUUGAUUAUAUAGUAGAAAAGGGCAGGCUGCAAGAAGAUGAAGCCCGCAACUUUUUCCAGCAGAUAAUCUCUGGUGUGGAGUACUGUCAUAGGAAUAUGGUGGUACAUAGAGACCUGAAACCUGAGAAUUUGCUUUUAGACUCCAAAUGCAAUGUCAAGAUUGCUGAUUUUGGUUUAAGUAACAUCAUGCGGGAUGGCCACUUUCUGAAGACAAGUUGUGGGAGCCCUAAUUAUGCUGCUCCAGAGGUUAUCUCUGGGAAAUUGUAUGCUGGACCUGAAGUAGAUGUCUGGAGCUGUGGUGUAAUUCUAUAUGCCCUUCUCUGUGGCACACUUCCCUUUGACGAUGAAAACAUUCCAAACCUCUUCAAGAAAAUAAAGGGUGGCAUAUACACCCUUCCUAGUCAUCUAUCACCUGGUGCUAGAGAUUUGAUACCAAGGAUGCUUGUGGUGGAUCCCAUGAAGAGGAUGACUAUACCUGAAAUACGUCAACACCCAUGGUUCCAAGCUCGUCUUCCGCGAUAUUUAGCAGUGCCACCACCUGAUACAAUGCAACAAGCCAAAAAGAUUGACGAAGAGCUACUUCAGGAAGUGGUUAAUAUGGGAUUUGACAGAAAUCAAUUGGUUGAAUCUCUACGCAAUAGGAUCCAAAAUGAGGGUACUGUGGCAUACUACUUGUUAUUGGAUAACCGGUUCCGUGUUUCUAGCGGCUAUCUUGGAGCUGAGUUUCAAGAGACUAUGGAUGCUGGUUUCAAUCGUAAUCAUUCCACUGAAGUUUCUUCUCCAGUUGCUGGGCACCGCCUUCCAGGUUAUAUGGACUAUCAAGUAGGAAUGAGACCACAGAUCCCUGUUGAGAGAAAAUGGGCCCUUGGGCUUCAGUCUCGAGCCCAUCCCCGUGAAAUAAUGACCGAGGUCCUUAAAGCUCUGCAAGAAUUAAAUGUUUGCUGGAAGAAGAUAGGGCAUUACAACAUGAAAUGCAGAUGGGUUGCUGGUAUUCCUGGUCAUCAGGAAGGAAUGGUUAACAAUUCUCUGCAUAGUAACCAUUACUUCGGGAAUGACUCCAACAUCAUUGAGAAUGAUGCUGUUUCCAAGUCAAAUGUGGUCAAGUUUGAAGUGCAGCUCUACAAAACUCGUGAGGAUAAGUAUCUGCUUGACCUUCAGAGGGUUCAGGGCCCCCAGUUUCUUUUCUUGGAUCUUUGUGCUGCUUUCCUUGCACAGCUACGUGUUCUCUAAUCAUAGCACCUUACAAGGGAGAGAUUUGGAUUACGCUGCAUCCUAAUAAGAAGCUUACGUUGUACAUAUAACCACUUUUAGACUGGGUUUUGUCUUGUCUGUAUGUACAUUUUAGUAUUACCCGUGUUUUUUGUUAUGGGUGAUCAUGAUUAGGUGGCAAUCAUAAACAUGGCAUUCGCUUCCUUAAUCAUGGCGUAUUACUAUGACUAGAUCAUCCAUUUUCAUGGUGAAUUGAGUUUCCUCAAUCCCAUGGAAUCUUGGGGUCAUGUUGAAGAACUAACGAUACCCCCAACAGACAUGACUAUUUAUGGUAUUGAACCUAGUUGUUGUAAAUGACUGCUGCUGUUAGCUUGGAAGCAGAGGGGUUUGUGUUUU
This is a messenger RNA of Arachis stenosperma, 2111 nucleotides long. Its product is annotated as SNF1-related protein kinase catalytic subunit alpha KIN10. Gene Ontology annotation, molecular function: protein serine/threonine kinase activity; protein binding; ATP binding. NCBI's taxonomy places the organism in Eukaryota, Viridiplantae, Streptophyta, Magnoliopsida, Fabales, Fabaceae. Gene Ontology annotation, biological process: protein phosphorylation; intracellular signal transduction. The record is from RefSeq and is a predicted model, not a curated record. Bases 192 to 1736 code for a protein of 514 amino acids. The transcript is spliced from 11 exons.